Molecule: messenger RNA, 3882 nt
Organism: Penicillium canariense
Lineage: Eukaryota; Fungi; Ascomycota; Eurotiomycetes; Eurotiales; Aspergillaceae
Exons: 1
Coding region: 1-3882 (1293 amino acids)
Biological process (GO): transmembrane transport
Cellular component (GO): membrane; fungal-type vacuole
Molecular function (GO): ATP binding; ABC-type peptide transporter activity; ATP hydrolysis activity
Source: RefSeq, a predicted model, not a curated record
AUGGAUAUUAGUGCCGUAGGCCAACCACCAUGCAGCGACUUCCGCAGCCCAGAAGACAAUCUCCGACUGUGGCAAUUUCUGACUGUCUCAUGGAUGGCACCGCUGAUCUCCCUCGGGCGGAAAAGACAGCUUAACGAGCAAGAUGUGUGGCAACUAGGAUUUGAGUUCCAACACAGUCGGCUGCAUGAGAAGUUUCGUCGUAUCCGUGGAUCCGUCCUUCGCCGAGUACUGAAGGCGAAUGGACUUGAUGUUCUCAUCAUUUCUGGGAUUGCCACCGUGCAGAUGUUUUGCGACUUCUCUACACCAAUCCUUCUACAGCAACUUUUGCAGGCCAUGCAAGAUCCAACUAGACCGAAACGUGUGCCACUGACUUAUGCACUUUUGUCACUUGUGCUUCGCCUAGUUGGUGUGCAGUCUCAGGUCCUGAACUUGUGGUAUGGGAGACGCUGCUAUGAGAGAUCUAGAGGGGAGAUGGUGAUGAUGGUUUACGGCAAGGCCCUCUCGCGCAAAAAUAUCAUAGGCUUGCAUGUUGAGGGCGAGCGAAAGCAAGCAAAUGAAGAGGAGGGAAUCAUCAGUGAGGAUGCCACAACACACGAGGUUGAGCCUUCCCCGGCCAGGCAGAAUCUAUGGAACUGUCUAUUUUUCAGGAAACGGAAAUCCCAGCCAAAGAAAGCUAAAGAGGCUGCUUCGUUGGGCAAGAUUUUUAAUCUUCUCAGAGGCGAUGUGUAUGAUGUGGCACAGCGAUUCUGGGAGAUUGACAUUCUCAUCGACAAGCCCUUGGGCUUGGUCAUCGCUGUUGCCCUGGUAUGGACCCUUUUCGGGCCAUCCUGUAUCCUUGGUAUACUGGCAGUAUUGGUUGCACAAGCCGUUAACGCUGUCAUCACUCGGACUCUUCUUAGGCGGGAACGCAUCACACGAGCAGCCACAGAUGUUCGAUUGCAAAGAACAUCGCAAUUCGUGGAAGCAAUCCGCCAUCUUCGUUGGUAUGGCUGGCAAGAUCACUGGCUUCGACAAGUCAUGGAAGCCCGACAACACGAGUUAAACCUGCGAAUCAUCACCCGCCUAUGGAGUACCUUGAUCCGUUUCAUCAAUGCUUUCGCAAGCGGUGUAUUUCCCGUAGUGGCUUUAUAUGCCUACACCAUGUUAGCCGGCCAUGAGCUCCGCAUUGAUAUCAUUUUUCCUGCAUUGCAGCUAUUUACAAUGCUUGAGACCCGCUUGCGUGACAUCCCAGGCCUGAUCACCGCACUGAUCAACGCAUCCAUCGCACUUGGGCGUAUCGAGGAUUUCAUGGCGGAGCCGGACAAGGAAAAAACCGACUCUAGCCACCCUUUGGAGAACAUGCCUUUUACCCUCGAUUCCUGCUCUUUUGCCUGGCCCGGCCAAGUAUCUCCAGUGCUCAGAGACAUCAACGUGACUAUUUCGAAAGGCCUCACUGUCAUCAUUGGAAAAGUUGGCGCCGGCAAGACUGCCCUCCUUCAAUCUCUGCUAGGAGAACUGGACCAACUUAGUGGGACCUCACACCUGCCGAGCGAAAUGGUGGGAUACUGUGCGCAAACACCAUGGCUUCAGAGCAUGAGCAUCCGCGACAAUAUCCUGUUCUCUGCUCCUUAUGAAGAGCAACGCUAUAAGCGUACCUUGGACGCCUGUGCUCUACUUCCAGAUCUAUCGCAGUUCAAGCAUGGCGACUUGACCUUCAUUGGCGAAAAUGGCAUUGGCCUCUCAGGAGGGCAGAAGGCACGAGUGGCACUUGCUCGAGCGGUAUACAGUGCUUCUCGAGUGUUGCUUCUAGAUGACCCACUAUCCGCAUUGGACCACAACACCGCAGAGUUGGUAGUGCGCAAAUGCCUGUCCGGGCCCUUGAUGCAGGAUCGCACAGUUGUCUUGGUGACACAUCGUACUGCAUUAGUACGUGAAAUCGCUGAUCAGAUUGUUGAACUCGAGGAAAGCCGCGCGACUGUUUACAACAAGGCUGAGAUCUCUGCGUUCACUCGAAAUGGACUUGAGAUUGUGAUGGAUUUGAAUGACUCUGAAACUGAGAAUGAAGAAAUCAGCAUGGAGGAAGAAGCGGUUGCAAUACCGGAUAAGUUCAUUGAGGAAGAGCACCGCGCAGAAUGGGGUGUGAAGGCCCGUGUAUACUGGAACUACAUUAAGGCCGGAAAGUAUCGAUGGUGGGUUAUCCUGGUCCUGGUUCUGGCAAUUUACCGGCUCACGGCCGUUGGACAAUCGUGGUUCCUUAAGGAAUGGGGUGAAGCUUAUAGCCAUGUACCUUGGACUCUCAAUCACCUCUCAGCCUGGCUUAAGCCCUCUAGAGACAUUCCGCUGGUCUCCGUGACGAGCGUGGACACAUACUUGAUGCCACAAAUUUCUGUCGACCAGCUCCCGCCCCCACACGAGGAUGUUCGCCCUUGGUUAUGGGCGUUCUUUGGUAUCAUUUCUUUUCAGGCAAUCGCGCUCCUUGUCUCCCAGCUGCUGAUGCUGGUCAUUGUCUACUGCGCUGGCAGGACGCUCUUCCAGCAGGUAAUGGUCCGGGUCAGUCAUGCCAACUUCCGCUUUUUCGACGUCACUCCCGUGGGUCGGUUGAUGAACCGCUUGACGUCGGAUAUUGGCGUGGUGGAUGGCAACAUUAGUGAACAAUUCCAGGCGAUUGCAUUCUAUGCAAUCACUUGGAUCUCUUCGGUACUGGUGAUUGCUACGGCCACCCCGGUCUUCCUCGUCUUCUCGUUGAUCCUCACCAUAGCCUUCGUUCUCAUCUUCUUACGCUUCCUGCCAACGUCUCAAAGUCUCCGGCGACUCGAGAUGGUCUCAUUGACCCCAUUAUUAUCCAAUUUUGGAGAACUGUUGCAUGGGCUGACUACUGUCCGUGCCUUCCUUGCGGAAGAGCGCUUCCAAAGCCGCGUCAUCUCGGUGGUUGAUAAGUUCCAGGGGAUGGACCACUUCUACUGGUCAUUGCAGGCAUGGCUUAUGUAUCGCUUCGAGAGCCUUUCCGCUUUCUCAACGUUUUGCCUUACUGCCUUGGCUCUAUAUACGAAUACAGCCCCUGGGCUAGUGGCGUUCGUGCUCAUCGCUGCCAACAACUUUGUCGACUCUACUCAUGCCCUGUGCAAGCAAUAUGGCCAACUGCAAAUGGAUUUUGUAUCAGUGGAAAGAGUUGAUGAAUUACUUCAUAUCGAAGAGGAAACACCGGGUACCAUCGACCCACCGGCCGCCUGGCCAACCUACGGAAGCGAUAUCAUAUUCGAAAAUGUCACCAUUCGAUACGCCCCACACCUCGAUCCUUCCUUGACCGAUGUAUCUCUUCAAAUUCCUGGUGGAUCUACCACCGCGCUCACUGGUCGUACCGGGAGUGGCAAGUCCACCUUGGCCGUAUCGCUUCUUAGUGUCAUUCGACCAGAGACUGGUCGCAUAAUGCUUGAUGGCAUCAACAUUGCCGAUGUCAACACGCAAGCGCUUCGAACUCGGGUCACCUUCGUCGCCCAAGACCCUGUUCUUUUCCCCGGUAGUAUCCGUCUCAACCUUGACCCCACUGAAGAGUUCUCCGACCAACAGUGCGCGGACGUUUUGGAGCGCCUUUGCGGCCGCCAUGGCUGGACUCUCGAUAUGCACAUAGAAGCAGGUGGAAAAAACCUGAGCCAAGGCCAACGACAACUCAUUGCUCUCACACGUGCUGUUCUUCGACGCAGCCCGGUUGUUAUUCUCGACGAGGCCACUGCUUCCAUUGAUCAUGACACCUCGCUUGAAAUCCAGCAGAUUAUUCGAGAGGAGUUACAACUCUCAACUGUGAUCACAAUUGCGCAUCGAAUCGAAGCUGUGAAGGAUGCAGACUACUUUGUGGUACUAGACCAAGGAAAGGUCUCUCGACAGGGGACCACCCGAGACUUGUAG